Messenger RNA from Symbiodinium necroappetens, 984 nucleotides. NCBI's taxonomy places the organism in Eukaryota, Dinophyceae, Suessiales, Symbiodiniaceae. The record is from the annotation of a GenBank genome assembly.
AUGGCCGGAUACUUCCUCUUCGGCUUCGGAGCAACGCUUUUGAACACGGUUGCCGUUCUAGCGGCAGUGCGCGCUGCACCGCCGAAACAGUCUGCAAAGGUCUCUGCAGGUGUGCUUUGCUCGCUUGCCAUUGGAAUGAGCAUCCACACUGCGGUGCAUGCACAGUGGUUCCGUGGAGCGCCGUUCGACUUUUUGGCUUACCAGAUUGCCUACAGCCUGGUGAGUGGCAUGCUAGGAUUCUUGGUCUUUCGUUCUUCGGCCUGGAAGUCCGUGAUUGAAUCUGCAGAAGAGGAAAGUGGUGCGGCCUCCUCAGCUGGAGCUGAGCCCAAGUCGCCCAAAUCGGCGGCAGUCAGGAUUUGGAACAUAAUGUCAGCGAAGGAGUUUCCCUGGCUCGCAGCACUACACCUGAUACCAAUCGCCUAUUCCUUCGCUUGGCUUGGAAAUUGGUCGGUUUGCGCCGAGCGCCUCCUGAUCCCCGAGGAGGAUCGAACGCGCAUCGGCCUUGGUUUGGGUCUUUUCUCUGCGGCUGGACGAAUUUUGUUCGGCCUCGUUGGCGAUUGGGCUCCCGGGGGGCGAGGGCGCAUCGGACUCGAGCUCGGCUUCGUUGGUAGCAUUGGUUUGUUCCAGCUGGCAUUCUUGCUGCUGGAACAUGAUCAACGGUCCUUCUUCGAGCUGGCCAUGCAGCUCCAGUGCUUGGGCUACGGUGGCCUCCUGUGUUUGGCACCGGUGGCACUUCGAGCGGGCUUUCCUGUUCAGGAUUUGGGAACCAGCUUCGGGCUGCUUUACCAACUCUUGGCGGUGACUUUCACUGUCUUCAACUGGGCUGCGGUACCGAACACUGGAUGCGUGGGAAGCGAGUGCUUCCAGAGCUUCUUCAGCGUGGCCUCCAUACUGCAUGCAGGCUGUUUGAUUUGGGCACUGACACGGCUGGCUCGCGCCUCUCAGAAGAUUGCGUCAACGUCCUUGCGGGCCAGAAAACUCUGA